Molecule: messenger RNA, 192 nt
Organism: Prunus armeniaca (apricot)
Lineage: Eukaryota; Viridiplantae; Streptophyta; Magnoliopsida; Rosales; Rosaceae
Source: the annotation of a GenBank genome assembly
AUGUUACCAACUCAAAACUACCCAAGCAUUGAGAAUUUAAAUCCAAAGCCCAAAGUAGCGCUACUUGGUGGGAAGAAGAUGUUGAGUUGGAAGUAUCUUCUGCUUGGCGUAAUUGAUCAGCUGAAAGAGAUGAAUGCCAGUGUUCCAAUGGAUCUGGGAUACUCAGUCGAGUCUGAUAAUACUCAGAUGUAA